Danio rerio (zebrafish) is the source of this 561-nucleotide messenger RNA. RefSeq names its product malate dehydrogenase 1Ab, NAD (soluble) (gene mdh1ab). Gene Ontology annotation, molecular function: catalytic activity; L-malate dehydrogenase (NAD+) activity; malate dehydrogenase activity. NCBI's taxonomy places the organism in Eukaryota, Metazoa, Chordata, Actinopteri, Cypriniformes, Danionidae. Gene Ontology annotation, biological process: malate metabolic process. The record is from RefSeq and is marked reviewed.
GGUGUUUGACGACAAACUCAACCAUCUACAACACUGUUAGAUACCCAAAAAACUCCAGAAGCACGUUUGUAAAACACUCCAGUAAAACUGUGUUGUCUUCCCCUGAAACUGUUACACAAAUUGUAGAACUCUGUGUCUGUGUGUGUACUUAACUUUUUCAGCUGGAUAUUGACUAAUAAUGCAGAAUUGAAACCUAGUCUUGCAUGGACUUUGGGUGUUUCCCUUCCUCUUUUUGGUCUUCCAGCUAAACACAUCUUUUACAGAAGAAAGCAAGAUAUUUAUUUAUUUAAUUAUUUAUAGACUGUCCUGUUCAGUUCAAAGCUGCAUAAAGGAGGAUCAAAGCCUGGAAAGGGCUUAAGUGGACAUCAGCAAUCAGAGUACAUUAGGUCUUUCUGUGUCUUUGUCCAGACUGAAGUUUCAGCUGUUACAUGUACGACAAAAGUUUGUCAGAAACUGUCAAGUAACAUUUCAUGAGUUAAUUUAAGAGCUUUGGUUAAUGUAAUAUGAUUUUAUGUAGAAUCCAGCAAUAAAACAAACAUUAAAAUACAUUCUUGAAUGUAA